GGGAGGGAGCCGCCUGGGCAGCGCCGCCGAGGGCCGCCGCAGAUACCCUGCAUGCCAGGAUGGCAGCUUCCAACCUGGAGAACCAGUUGCACAGUGCCCAGAAGAACCUGCUGUUUCUGCAGCGCGAACACGCGAACACACUGAAAGGGCUGCACGCCGAGAUCCGCCGCCUGCAGCAGCACUGCACAGACUUAACCUAUGAGCUGACUGUAAAAAGUUCAGACUUGACAGGAAAUGGUAGCUCCAGAAGUGAUGAGCUUAAAAGAAAGUGUGAAGAACUGGAAGCUCAGCUGAAAGUCAAAGAGGCUGAAAAUAAUGAGUUAUUGAAAGAACUUGAACAGAAAAAUGCAAUGAUAAUGGUGCUGGAAAAUACUAUUAAAGAAAGAGAAAAGAAGUAUCUAGAAGAGCUAAAAAUGAAAAGCCAUAAGCUAAAUAUGCUGUCGAGUGAACUAGAGCAGCGAGCGAGCACCAUUGCGUAUUUGACGUCUCAGCUCCACGCUACCAAGAAGAAGCUGCUGAGCGCCGGCGGGGCUGCAGAGGGGACCCCUUCAGGCAGCCCCGUGCUGUCCAGCUACAAACCAGCCCCUCCCAAAGACAAACUGCCCGAGACGCCGCGCCGCAGGAUGAAGAAGAGCCUGUCGACCCCGCUCAACCCGGAGUUCGAAGAGGCCUACAGAAUAGGGGCGGAGAGCCGGAAGCUGCUCCUCAGGGAGCACGUGGAUGCCAUGCCCGAUCCCACGCCCUUUCUGCUGGCCCGGGAAACGGCCGAGGUGCAGCUCAUCAAGGAGAGGCCGCUGGUUAUUCCACCCAUCGCGUCGGACCGCACAGCGGGCGAGUCGUCCAGCCCGGCGCGCGAGAAGCCGCACAAGGCGCACGUGGGGGUGGCCCAUCGCAUCCACCACGCCGCGCCGCCCCCGCCGCCGCCCGAGGUGGAGACGCUCGCGGUGGAUCAGGUCAACGGCAGCAAAGUGGUGAGGAAGCACUCAGGGACGGACAGAACUGUUUGAGUAAAAUCACUGAUUGAAAUGCUCUGUUCUGUUGCUGUUUAUGCACUGUGAUCCUAUAGGAUGUAUAGCACCUGCGGUCAAGUUUCUUUUGAUGCCCUAUGCAUGCCAAACUUCUUCCAGGUCCAUCACUACUAGAUUAUUAUCCUCUAAUGCACCCCCCCAAUAUGACUGUGUUCAUAUGGCAAGGUACUUACCUCCUGAAUGCUGUGGCCAAAUUGGGGUACCUGACUGCUUGCUUCUGAGCACUGCUCCACUUACUGUAAGUUCACAUGUGGACAAAGGCACAGGCUGCAGUUUGCUUUAGUAACCAAUGUUAGCAAAAAAAGAAGCAUAACUAGAAACCUGCAGCAAUAGGUAUUGGCUGUUACCAUUUAAAAUAUCAGUGGUUCUUUUGUCUUCACUGGUAACGCACGUCGAACAUAAACACUUAACUUUCAUGACAAAGCCUUUCUCAUGGUAGCAUUGACAGUGAUGCAGAUGUACAGAGACUUUAGAGAGAGCGAGACCUAAGGAUUUGUUUUCCUCUCUCUCUUGCAAAAUGUUCACAGGUCCCCUGAGUCCCAGGAAGCAUUACUGGAGUAAUCCUGAAUACUUUGGGUUGUGGCUUUGUUUAAGAUUAAAAAAAAAAGGGAGGGGGGGAUGGGUUAUAAAGCACUCUUUUUAAUGGCUAAUGAGCCUUAUGGAAAGAAUAUGAACACUGGUGUGUUUUGCAAUGGAAUGGCUCCAUUUUGCAUUUUAGACUGAUUAGUAAAUUGCACUUGUGGCACCUUCCUCCUAGCUUGAGUGCCUUUCCCAGAGAACAUGUAACUGGCUGUCCAAUACAGAAAUGGUUCUUUGUGAGUUGACCUGCUGGGUUUUUGGGUUUGUUUGUUUUUAAUUUGUAGUAUAUUUUGGUGAAGCAAUUAUUUUUGUUUCCUGAUAAUCCAAGACUCAUUCUGGGCCUCAUCAGACAAUGCUGUCUCCUAACAGCUUAGACACUUGUAGCAUGCCUGAUAUGUGUCUCUCAAAUGUAUUUAUUUUUAAAUUCAACCAACUUAACCAAUUCAAACAGGAACAAAACUGGCAUCCUUAAUUUUUGUCCUUGUGUGUUAGGAAGGACCUGUCCUCCAUUUGCCCUAUUCCCGUCAGCCUUUUCACUAAACACCUGCCAGCCCCGCGGCCUGUUUGACCACCUGGCUCUGCUGUUACCCAGGGAGGCAAGACCUAGUUAUUGAGCGCUGCGAGGCUCACGUUUUAGAGAGGGAGCACCAUUUGUUUUGUGGAACCAAGGUCUGGAGCGCCCCUCACCUCCGCCCUGCUCCUCUGCAGCCUCAGGCUCACAUGUGGUGCCUGCUCUGGGGCCCACGGGCUGGAGAAGCGGGGAGCAGGGGUAACAGCACCCAGGGGCCCUCC
Messenger RNA from Nothoprocta perdicaria, 2399 nucleotides. It is a transcript of the gene CCDC92, whose product is annotated as coiled-coil domain containing 92. Gene Ontology annotation, cellular component: centriole. Lineage: Eukaryota; Metazoa; Chordata; Aves; Tinamiformes; Tinamidae. The transcript is spliced from 4 exons. Bases 60 to 1007 code for a protein of 315 amino acids. The record is from RefSeq and is a predicted model, not a curated record.